Messenger RNA from Colletotrichum higginsianum IMI 349063, 2190 nucleotides. RefSeq lists its product as uncharacterized. The record is from RefSeq and is a predicted model, not a curated record. NCBI's taxonomy places the organism in Eukaryota, Fungi, Ascomycota, Sordariomycetes, Glomerellales, Glomerellaceae. The coding region runs from base 1 to 2190 and encodes 729 amino acids. The transcript has a single exon.
AUGUUCAAAGUGGUCAACCGUUCCAGAUCUAUGAAGAGCAUGAGGAGUGGUGGAGGGGCCCCCGGUGGUACGCAGACGCACGGCCCAGAGUCGCCCGUCCUGGGGUCGCCGGGUCUUGUGUCAAGUUUCCAACAGACCAAGGAAGACUCGAGCGUUUCUCAAAACGUGGUCGUGCCCUUCGCAGAGGACGCUGCCACCGCCGCCGCCGCCGCCGCCGUUGCUGCCGUUGAAACUCGCAACACAUACCGCCAUCGCCCUCUACCCACACCUCCUCGUUCCAAGGCUUCUUCGACCAUGGCUGAGCGGCCCAGCACUAGUGGAGGUCUCUCGCCUCAUAACUACAGCACCACCAGCUUCAGGACCUUUGAUAGACGCAUGUCCAAGGAUGACAUGUAUAUCAGGCCUCACUCUUCGGCUCGAGGAGGUUACAAGUCGUACCACAUCCCCAUACGGGACAACCCAGCGUCUCCGUUAGAGAGUCCCGGCGACUUCUCAUACGACUUCUCACCAGCGCGUACAUUCACUGUCAGGACACAGACACCAGACUCCAUGGACAGCAACAUGGGAACCAUUGCAAUAGGCAUGGCAAUAGGGAGUCCGACGCACCCCCCGCCCGAGUUCACUGCGUCCCGCGAGUUCCUCGCAACACCGAUCCCCGCACCAAGAAACGAGUGGCAACCGCAGGCAUCCAGCAUGAGCACCAGCAUGGUCGUCAGGGCCUCGCCAGAACCGCCGCAAGAAGCCCCGGAACCUGUGCCGCCACCGAAGCAGAAAUCGGGUAGAUGGAAAUUGUUUGGGCGUUCCAAGAGCAAGAGACUUGCGUCGUCCCCAGUUGCCAUCUCCCAGCCCAUGAACCUCCAACAGUCUGCAGCCAACAGGACCGACUUUGACAUUUCACAGACCAACAAACAGUCCGGUGACUUGGGAAGACGGAACACAGAGAGGAAGCCCGCAGACAGCAAGCCAGCAAUGAUGCGCUCACAGACAGCAGGCCCGGUAGCGCCGCCAAGUCCUAGAGACUCCAAGGCUCCCAAACUAUUGAGCCGGAUGGCAUCCACGCGAUCAACACGGAGUGUCAAGAAGUCCGACAUCUCAGCACCGGUGCACGUGUCGAUGGGGGUGCCGGCGUUGCCGCCAAAGCCUUCGGGUGGGUUUUUGGAUGUCGAGAUCCCUAGUAUCACAAUGGAGCGUUACAGUGUCAUGUUCGGCAACGUCUUGGGGCAGCCGCAAGGGUCGGAAGAUUCCAUGUUCGGACAGCAGCCAUCGCAGCCGUCAUCAUCUCUUUUGGCGAGGCGGCAGGCCACGCUGGACAGGUUGAAGACGGUCAACGCCAAGGCCACGAAGGAAGAUGAGGAAAGGGAGCGCACCAGGAGCCGCAGAGCAACAUCACCACAACCGCUCAAGUCGCCGGCGUUUUCGCUGUCAUUAUUUCCAGCAACUCCUUCGGAGUCGGCGAACAACCCUCCUCAGUCGCCCCGAUACCGCUCGAACACCUCGCCCGCCUUCCUCGCGUCCCCGCAAAGGGCAAGCUUCGAACAUGCAGAAACGCACAGAGAGGCCACACGGGGGAAGACGCCAUCGCCUGGGAUUGUAAGCCAUCUCAGGCCCCAUCGACCGCAGGAGCCCCCCGCGCCCGACUUCGUCUUCGGCCCCGAGCAGUCGGGCCUCGUGCUAGAGUCGCCUGCAGGCGACGACGAAUCCGAGGAGAUCCAUUUGACAGAGCAGCUGAAGCCGACCAUCUACGAGCCCGCGUGGCAGAUGAUGACGCCGGCCGACUCGACCGCCCCAUCGAGCACCGCGCCCAGCGCAAAGGACCACUCUCCCGCGUCGGCGUCAUCGGUCCAGACACACGUCACGAAGCCGUCUUUCGACGGAUCGGAACCCGACGACGCCCUCCGCGCCGCCGUCGAGAUCUCCAUCGCGAGGCAGAUCAGCAUCUCGCGGCAGCAGCGCCGGAUGCUCCGUCCCCUGAAAACCAACGCCAUCCGAGUCGGUGGCGGUGGCGGCGGCGGCGGAGGCAGUCCCGGCGCUAGGAGCCCCGUCGCGACCAUCACCGUCGGCAAAAACGAACGGCUGUCGUCGACCAAGAGCGCCACGCCGACGCUCAUCAGUCCCGGCGAGACAUUCGAGCAGCAGAUUGCGCAGAACCGCAAGAGCGAGCGCAUCAUUCUCGAGGGCGAGUACGCGUAA